GGUGACGUCACAGCGAUGAUGCUUUGUCGGGCCGCCUAGUAGAGAUUUAAUUACUGAUCAGUGUUCGAGCAUUGUAUUAUGCGAGCUGUUUUUCUCUCUGUUAGCCUUAUUUUAUUGAUUUAAAUGUUUUUAAUUUGGUUGUUCCGUUUGUUAAGACCUUUCUUUAUUAAAUAAAACCUGCUCUCGAGUCGCUUGUCACCGGACAUUCGCGUUGAUUCUGGAGCCAGUGUUGUUGUUAAUGAGCGAUCCUGGGACGCGCGCUCGCUCUGUCGGCAUGUUCGGAAACCUUUCGGCAGGAUUAUAACCACCGGAAAACAGCACUGCGGUCAAUAAAUUUGUGAGAGCUGAGAUUAAAAACAAUGAUGGACCAUUUGGCAACUACUAGUGGCACCCAGGGACCUAUCAGGUGUGAACCCUCUUACCCUUCAUGUAAAAUGGCCCGUAUGGAGAAUUCAAGAGAUCUGCCUGUACCUGGAGUCACUCCUGUGACCUCCAAACAAACAUCAUUACACACUAACAGGAGGAAAGCCAGUCUGCUUCCUGUGUUCUGUAUGGUGGAGCACAAUGAUGUCCCGCCCUCAGAGAGGAAGAGGUCAGAGCAUGCAGAAUUUGUGCUGUUGGAAACAGACCUGCUGUUCAGCCAGAUUACAGAGGCCGCACUGCAAGAGCUGGGAUACACACACACCGCAGCAGCUCUGGCCACAGGUCAGGUUCAAGUUGGCCAUUGGAACCCAGUGUCCCUGUCCACAGUGACAGACACCUCUGACGCAACAGUAGGAGACAUGCUUCAAGAUCUUUACCAUGUCAUCACCUUAAGAAUAAAGCUACACAGUGUUUCUAAACUAGAGGACUUGCCUGCUGAGCAGUGGACUCAUUCCACCAUCAGAAAUGCCCUGAAGGAACUGCUAAAAGAGAUGAAUCAGAGCACACUGGCUAAAGAGUGUCCAUUAUCUCAGAGCAUGAUUUCGUCAGUAGUGAACGGCACUUACUAUGCCAGCAUCUCUGCUGCGAGAUGUCAGGAGUUCGGCGAGUGGUACAAACACUACAAGAGGGCCAAAUCUAUGAUGGGUGAAAUGAGCAGGCAAUGCAACCAACCCUCAUCCUCCAGCCAGCCCACCAUGUACCAGCAGCCAAUGGAAGGCAGUGGGGCGGAGUCAUGUGGUGUUGUCCAGAUGCAGGCUGGAAUGCCAGGUCUGGUGAUGGCUCAGCUCCUCUCACAGCAGCACGCCAUGUCUCAACUUCUCACACACGCUCACACGCACUCGCACGGACCUCAUCCUGCGCCACUAAGGACUCCUCCCAAAUGCAGUGUUUCCCCAACCACAGUACCUCAAUGUCCCUCACCUGUCGCCGACGUGUCACCUGAAAUUUACCUCUGGGUGCGUGAGGAGCUGAAGAGGGCGGGGGUUUCCCAAGCAGUGUUUGCACGAGUGGCCAUUAACAGGACUCAGGGCUUGCUGUCAGAGAUCUUGCGCAAGGAAGAGGACCCACGGUGCGCAUCUCAGUCUCUUUUAGUGAACCUUAGGGCCAUGCAGAGCUUCCUGCAACUCCCGCAGAGCCAGAGAGACUCCAUUUAUCUGGAGGAAAGAGAGCGUUACCUCAACUCUACCUACAACACCAAUACCAGCUCACCUCUGCCCAUUCAGGCAAAACUUUCACCUCUUUCCAAGGACAUUGUAGUCAAAGUGGAAUGCGAUGAUUCUGGAAUAAAUUAUGGCAUCUAUGAUGAAAUACAGCAGGAAAUGAGACGAGCAAAAGUGUCACAGGCCUUGUUUGCAAAAGUCUCUGCAGCAAAGAGUCAGGGCUGGCUGUGUGAGCUCCUGCGCUGGAAGGAGGAGCCAUCGCCUCAGAAUCGUACACUGUGGGAAAAUCUGUCUCUGAUACGCCAGUUCCUAAAUCUCAGCCAAUCCGAGCGAGAUGUUAUAUAUGACCAGGAGAGCAAUACCGGGCAGACGUUCUACUCUGAAAAACACACAAGACCACUGACUGAACAACUACAAGUGAUGCCACAGCAUAUGGUGCCUCUAAAACAGCACCAACAACUACACCAAAUUCCACCUCAGCAUCAUCAACACUUCCUCCAGCAGCAUCUCAUCACUGGAUGUCCCAAAGACUCUCACAUGGGCUCAGAUAUUGGAGGCAGGUCUUUACCACCAGAAGCCCAUGCAGUUCUGCAGAGUUUCAUUCAGGAAGUAGGACUACAUCCAGAUCAAGAGGACAUUCAUACGCUGUCUGCUCAACUGGGAGUAGCCAAAGAGGCUGUUCUUAGCUUUUUCAGUGGUCACAACUGGCUUCGACAGGAAGAACAGGACAACAGAGGAGAAGGAGAGAUUGAGGAAAGGGAAGACGAUUACAUGGAGGCAGAGGAGGAAUGCAGGAGUACAGUGGAAAAUGAUGAGGAGACAAAUGCAAACAUGAUGACAGGGAAACAAGAUGGUGCGGUAGAGCAGAAUGCAUCUACACAAACUCGCUUUAUCAUUACUAUUAAAAAAGAGGAGCAGCUUCCAUGUAAGGAGGAGCGUGAUGAUAGCCCCGCUUACUGCCAAUUCAUAAACUCCUAAAAAAAUACAUAAACUACUGUUCAAAAGCUUGGGGUCAUUUUGUUUGAAUGAAAUUAAUACUUUAGCAAUGAUGCAUAAAAGUGAUAGAAUAUAAUGGUAAAGACAAUUAUAACGGGACAACUGAUUUCUAUUUCAAAUAAAUACUGUUCUUCUGAAUGUUCUAUUCAUCGUCAUGGAUCCGAAAAAUAAUGCCCCUGAAAUAUUAAGAAGCACAACGGUUUUCAACAUUGAAAAUAAUAAAUGUUCCUUGAGCAAAUCAGCAAAGUAAAAAUUCAGCUUUGCCAUCAAAAGAAUAAAUAAAAAUUUUAAUAUAUUAAAAUAUAAAAAAUGUCACUAUAUAACUGGUUUUAUUGUGUUUUUGUUCAAAUAAAGGCAGCUUAGGUGAGCAUAAGCGACGUCAAAAAGAUUUUAAGAAUAUCCUACCAACCUCACAUUUUUGAACAGUAGUCUAUUAAAUCCCAUUUAAACAAAGAAACCGCAAUUAAACCGGGUGACUUUACAAUUUCAUGUGGCGUAUUUACGGUUGUGCCUUUAUGCACAAGGUGUUUUAUUAAAACGUCAUACUUUGAAUGGACUAUGGAAGUGGAAUAUUGAGGAUUCCAAUUCCAAUCCACAAAGGAAUUGCAAUGGAAAGUAUUCAUUAAACAUCACUGUUCUUAUGUCUAAAAAAGUUUUUAUUAAUAUUAGGGGUGUAAAAAUGCUCAGGUCUGACAAUGGAAAUUAAAUGGAGUUGUUACAGUAUUCAAUCCAAAUUAAGUCGCCAUUUUCAGGAAGAAUUGCAAAUUUGAAUUGUUGUUAUAGCAAAUAUUUACACCCCUAAAUGAAUAUGAUUUGCAAUUCUAUAGUAGUAUUAUAUAUUGUUUGUUUCUAGUUUUCUACUCAAACCCUCAAAUGAAACUUUGCAGGUGGUGGGCAAUGUCAGUCAGUGUUAAGGGUGGCAUAUUCAUCCAGACAGUGUUGUCUUUUACAAGAACUGUUGCCAGAGAUCCUGAAACCGCGAUGUAUUAAAUGUUAGAAAGAAACAGUACAUUACUGUAUUAUUGUCAAUAGAACAAAACACAAUAGAAACAGCACUUUGAAUUACUGUGAACAGUACUAUCAGUCUCUCUAAUGAAUUACAAUAAAUCUGUAACGUUUGUUAUUGUUCAUUAUAUUAAAAGCCAUUUUAUUGAAAAACUAGAAAGUGAGCUUUACAUGUUUAACUUUGAUGGUUAACAAUUUCUCUGCUAAAUAGAGUCAGAAUUGACAGUCUACUUAAAAUAAGGGAAAAUAUCUAGAAAAUCCAACUGACAUUUUAUUUUCAUAAAGGUCUGACAGUGUUGACAAAUAGUUGAGUGAAAUCAUGUAAUGUUGAAAAUUAGAAGAAUAUUUUAAAGAAUAUAUAUAUACUUAUAACUCUUUAUUCUUCCACAUAUGAGCAGCUUUCUUGAGUGAAUAUAUAUUUUAUUAUAUAAGAGUUAUGGUCUGAGGACAGGUGCUUUUAGGGGUACUGACUGUCAAUAUGUGAUUAUGAAAAAAUUAAAUGAAAUGUUUGUGUUACAAAAACA
Carassius gibelio (silver crucian carp) is the source of this 4108-nucleotide messenger RNA. Its product is annotated as DNA-binding protein SATB1. Gene Ontology annotation, biological process: regulation of transcription by RNA polymerase II; chromatin remodeling. The coding region runs from base 360 to 2561 and encodes 733 amino acids. Gene Ontology annotation, molecular function: RNA polymerase II cis-regulatory region sequence-specific DNA binding; DNA-binding transcription factor activity, RNA polymerase II-specific. The transcript has 11 exons. The record is from RefSeq and is a predicted model, not a curated record. Lineage: Eukaryota; Metazoa; Chordata; Actinopteri; Cypriniformes; Cyprinidae.